This is a messenger RNA of Spirometra erinaceieuropaei, 918 nucleotides long. The record is from the annotation of a GenBank genome assembly. NCBI's taxonomy places the organism in Eukaryota, Metazoa, Platyhelminthes, Cestoda, Diphyllobothriidea, Diphyllobothriidae.
AUGGCCUUCACAAUGCGCGACUUCAGAUCACUCGGUCCGCCAGUCCCCAGUCGACGUUGCUCCAGUGGAAACGCCGGCGGCAACUGUGACACAGACGAGGACGCCUGUCCACCGGAGCCCCUGUUGCCCUACCGCAAUUCCACAACGCCGCAAAACCUCACCGCUCGUCUGAAGAAAUCGGAAACUCUGCCUUCUGAGGGUUGGCAGACGGUUCAGUGGUUGAGGCGGAAACCCAGCGGGUGCAGUCUCCGACCCAGUGAGGUGUCGACCUUGGUGCAGAAGGACCCUCGCGGGUGCGAUCGCGAGGUGAACCGCCAAGCACAACAACCCUCCCCGCCGUCAGGGCCACUUGAACCACCCAAACCUAUGGCCCGCUUGGCAUACCUGAAGAUAGAGGACCCCAAGCUGGUGGCGGGCUUGAAUUACACCAGCCUGCCACCGCCACUGCCCCCGAAGAGAACCUCAUCUCGGCCGGCGGAAUACCACUGUCUCACUGAGGACUCCCCUCCUUUGCGGGUCGUCCAGAGGCCAGCGGCCCACGAGCUGGACGGUUGUGUGAUGCGAGACCCGCGACAGCGCGGCAGCAGCUCGACUACGUCAAACACCCCCGUGAACGAGUCUGACUGCAGUUCCGACUCCUCCUCAUCUAACGACACUGAUCUAUCCGCUGCCCUACAGAAGAUCAGUCUUCGCUUAAACCAACUGCAGGUGGAGAAGAGUCCGGUCUUGGGUCACUACUCGGCCCUCUAUCGAUUAGAUGAGACCGCCUGGCGAAAUCAGAAUUCCUCCACCGCCGCCGCUGCCAAUCCCCAGUCUUGGACCAGUGCCUCCCCUCACGGGACACCGCCGUACCUGCCGCGUCUACAUACCGUAAACUCUCGUCCUCGUCGUUGCGCUUACAUGAAUCUGAGCGGAUGA